Messenger RNA from Plasmodium berghei ANKA, 1086 nucleotides. RefSeq names its product Plasmodium exported protein, unknown function. The record is from RefSeq and is a predicted model, not a curated record. The transcript is spliced from 2 exons. Bases 1 to 1086 code for a protein of 361 amino acids. Lineage: Eukaryota; Apicomplexa; Aconoidasida; Haemosporida; Plasmodiidae.
AUGAAUUGUAUCCAAAAAAUUUUAUAUACGUUAAACUUUGUAGGUUUAUUAUUGUUAUUGAAUAAUUACAUAUUUCAAAAUAGUCUUUUAAAUGGUGAAAAGAGGGGACUAAAAGCUAUAAGGUCAUUGGGAGAAUUUAGCACACGCUUAUCAAGAAAAAAUGAAGAACUUUCAAGUGGUACAUUAACAAUAGAUGAUGAAAACAAUGAAAGUGAAGAUUAUAAUGAAUUAAAAAAUGUGCUCAUCGAAAUUGCGUCACGAGCGGAUGAAUUAUUAAAAGAAGGAAAUGAAAAUGUUAAAUCACGAUUAAACGAUGUAUUAAAUGAAGAAAUCUUAAAAAUAAUAACGGAAUCAGAAAAUUUUAUGAAAGAAGAAAAAAAGAAGAUUGAAAUCAAAAAAGAAAAAAUAUUGAAUGGAGAAACACAUAGAACAAGAAUGCUGAUGAGCAAAUUAGCUAAAAAAAGAAUAAUAAUAUGGGAAGAUUAUGAUGAACUAGUGGUAAUUGAAGAUUUAUAUCAGAUAAUAAAUGAUAUGCAAAUUGACAAUGCAGCAAAGGUACGUGUUAAACAGCUUGCAAGAGACUUUAUAAAUAGUAAAAGUCCAUUUGACCAUGUUAAAAUAUAUAAAGAAAUUAAGAAAUAUACAAAAAGUGAAAUAUCUAGAAAUAAAAAGCCUCUAAAUAUUAAUGAAAUAAUUGGAUACUUAAAAACAACUAAACUUGGAAAAAUAUUGUCAAACCCUUUUGUAAUAUUAGAAUUAGCAAAACAUAUAUCUUUAGAUACUUUUCUGCAUUUUUGUUUACAUGCAGUCGAGAAUGUAUCUAAAUUUAUACUACCAUCAGUAACUAUGUUUUUUAUUUUAUUGUAUUAUAUAGUUGCGAAUAAACAUUUCUUAAAAUCAUUGAUAAUGAAAACUAAUAAAAAUCAGCAAAAUGAUACUAGAGAAAAUAUAAUUGAAACUGAAGAAAAUAAAACAUAUGCUAUGAAUGUAAAAGGAGAAAGUGAGACGAAAAAAAAAGAUAUUAUGGAUAAAAAAAAAAAGAUGUAUAUAAUAAAGGUAACAAUAUAUUUGUCAAAGGAAAUAUAA